AUGAAUAUUGUUUGGAUGUCUCUCUUGGCCCUGGCGUUCCAGCAGACGUCAGCGCAGAAAUGGAAGACAAACAAUUUCACCAUCUGCGCUUCCCCAUUGCCGCCUAUGGCUGAGUGCCAACCAGGCAGCGAUCCCGAAGGCUUCACAGGUCAUGACAUCGAACAAGUGCGUUAUGUUACGAGGCUCAUGGGCUGGACUUCAGCCAACUACUCCAUAGUUUGUCUCGCGGCCUUCGAUGACAUAAUCAAUGACCUCACAGCAACGGAUGGGGGUAUGUGUGACAUUGCAGCAGCUGGCAUCACUAGAUCGAUGGAACGAGAGCGCAUGGGGAUUCAGUUCACAUACCCAACUUACCGGGCGAGCCUGGGGGUCAUGGUGCGGGCAAAUGUGCGGGAGGGGUCGCACUGGGGUUUCUUGAGGCCCUUGCACUGGAGCGUCUGGAUCGCCACCCCUUUGACAGCCCUGACGGUUGCCUUGAUGGUUUUCGUCAUUGAAAGCAUCGCCUGCCACGGUUUCGUCCACAGGGCUGACUGGGUGCAGGGGCUAAAGAAUGCCACCUGGGACAGCUUCAUCUCCUUGGUAAAUUUCGGCCACUUCGAGGUGCAUUCUACGGCGGCCCGAUUUGUGGUUAUGGGGUAUGGAUUUUUGGUGUUGAUCAUCAUCAACACGUAUGUGGCGAACCUGGCGGCUUUCCUGACCAUCACACAGGUGGACACCAGCGCCACGCAGAUCGAGGACCUGUACGGGGAGGGUGUGGCCACGGUUGCAGUCUAUGAGGAACAGCUCAAGAGCCAGGGCAUCACUCCCGUGAUCGUUGAACAGGAUGGCAGGGCCCAGGAAGCCCUGUUGGAGAGCCUCAGGACCAAGCGCUACAAGGCAGUGCUGAUGGAUGAGCCAUGGGUGACCCACACCGUAAGCAGUGGGUUGAACUGUGACCUGCAGGCGCUGUCAGACACGCUUGUGCACUUUGACUACGCAUUUGGCCUUCCCAGGCGGGCACCGCAGGACUUUGUGGACCAAUUGUCAAAGAUCCUUCUGCAAAUGCAGGAAGAUCUGGUGUCAGAAGAGCUGGUGGAGAGGUUCAUAAGGUUCCCUAGCUCGGGCUGCCCGAAGGACAAUGAGAUCAGUGACACAAGGGCUGUUAAAUUUCACCAGGUGCUUGGUUUGUGGGUAAUCCUGGCCGGUUGCAUUGCAUUUGCAUUCAUAAUACUGGUCGGGAACCUCUUCCGCCACAUACCGGGCGCUAUCAACGCCCGGGCCCUCGAAGGGCGCAGCUUCAGGCAAGGACUGAGCAUGGGCCGCAUGAACCCCAUACCCACGCGCUACACCCCAAAGGCUUCAGCCCAACUGCGCAAAUCCUCAUGCCAAUGCAAGGACCUCCGUCUGCAGCUCUCCGAGGUUUAUGAAGCGGUUUCGAGCCUGGCUGCUGAGGUGCAGCGAAUGGGAGGGCCGGUGGUCCCCAUAUGUGCGAGCGUUGCGGUGGAGCCGAAUUCCCAACGCAGUGUCCCAACUGGAAGCCCUCUGGCGCCCUUUGACGGUUCUUCAUCGCCAGCGUGCAGCCCCACAAUGGACACGAGCAAUGCCGCAUCGGUGGCUGAUGUGGCCCAUGUGCGCAAUGAAAAUGGGCACAGUGUAGGCUGA
Molecule: messenger RNA, 1641 nt
Organism: Ostreobium quekettii
Lineage: Eukaryota; Viridiplantae; Chlorophyta; Ulvophyceae; Bryopsidales; Ostreobiaceae
Source: the annotation of a GenBank genome assembly